GCGAGCCAGAGCGCACGCGCGGACGCCUUUGUUAUUUUGUUUACAUCCCACAUCGCCAUUCGGCGCCGAGCGCUCCGCCCGAACUGCCAAAAUAUUGUGAAGUGUAGUGAACAUUUACCUACGAAUCAAUCGGAGCUAGUUGUAAUAGGAUUGUUCGCUUUUACGGGUGUGGGCCUGCGAUGGGAUGGCGGCGGGCUGCGCGCGCGCCGCCGCGGUCGCGCUGCUGCUGCCGCUGGCGCUCGCCGACGUCAUUUUCCGGGUACCUGAGGUUAUGGUCCGACACGCAGCUAACACAAAAGCAGUAGGCACGGGGCGAACGAACGCGAGCCGCAACGACUCCGAUGCCGAGGCCUACGAGGGCCUACUGGAGGUCCGCUAUGAGGAGUACUUCGUGGAACACGAGAUAUCAACAGCCGACGCUAGGAAGGCCGCCGUAGCGAUGGACUUGGAUAAAAUACCGGAAACCCUGCCUGGCUGCGGAACCUGCUCCAAGCGCGAGCUGCAGUACUGCGAGACCCGGGUCCUGGCGGACCACUGCUGCUGCGAGCGGCAGGCGUUCCCGGAACCCUUCCCCUGGCUUCCUCACACUUGCUACAUGGGCCCGGGCCGGUGCAAACCCCUCAUGCAUGACUGUGCCAAGUAUAAGAGAAUACGGGAUUGUUGCUGCUAUAGGAAACUGGCUGAAAGAUGGAAGCAAAUCCUCUCCAGCUCGGGCAGGACGGGGGUCAGCGGCGCGUCCCUUCUCCUACUGUCCAUGCUGCUCUUUGUGGCGUACCUGUGACAGCAGGCGCCCCCUCCAGCCCGCCUGCCCGUGCCAGUGUAGACUCUAACUCCGGGAGAUAAGGCUCACAAUACAACACGACGGGCGUCGCGCGUUCCUUCUCCUUCUGUCGAUGCUGCUCUUUGUGGCGUACAUGUGACAGCAGGCGCCCCCUCCAGCCCGCCUGCCCGUGCCAGUGUAGACUCUAACUCCGGGAGAUAAGGUUCACAAUACAACACGACGGGCGUCAGCGCGUUCCUUCUCCUUCUGUUGAUGCUGCUCUUUGUGGCGUACAUGUGACAGCAGGCGCCCCCUCCAGCCCGCCUGCUCGUGCCAGUGUAGACUCUAACUCCAAGUGAUAAGGCUCACAAUACAACACGACGAUUGUCAGCGCGUCCCUUCUCCUACUGUCCAUGCUGCUCUUUGUGGCGUACCUGUGACAGCAGGCGCCCCCUCCAGCCCGCCUGCCCGUGCCAGUGUAGACUCUAACUCCGGGUGAUAAGGCUCACAAUACAACACGAUGGGC
Messenger RNA from Cydia splendana, 1286 nucleotides. RefSeq lists its product as uncharacterized. The record is from RefSeq and is a predicted model, not a curated record. The coding region runs from base 185 to 781 and encodes 198 amino acids. Lineage: Eukaryota; Metazoa; Arthropoda; Insecta; Lepidoptera; Tortricidae. The transcript has 5 exons.